This is a messenger RNA of Phalaenopsis equestris, 1952 nucleotides long. RefSeq names its product programmed cell death protein 2-like. The transcript is spliced from 7 exons. Bases 223 to 1356 code for a protein of 377 amino acids. Gene Ontology annotation, cellular component: cytoplasm. Lineage: Eukaryota; Viridiplantae; Streptophyta; Magnoliopsida; Asparagales; Orchidaceae. The record is from RefSeq and is a predicted model, not a curated record.
UAUUCACAUAUAACACCGGCGGCGCGAGCACAGCGGAUUCGUCGGCGAGACUUGACCACCAUCAAGAGCAAAAUCCCUGAUCUAGAACGAAACAGAAAAGAAAUUAGCUGAAUCUGUUUCAAGCGAAGGGCCGAGCUUCAGGGGAGGUAGCUUGAUUCCAAAGUAUUGAGUUCAGUUUCAUUUUAAAGUCGUUGAAUUUGCCUCUAGGAAUCCGGUUUGGAGAUGGGAGGAGUCGUUCUAGGGAUGCCUGGUCCUUGGGCUGAAAAUUUCCUUGAAAAAUCUGAUCACUACACUACGAAGAUUGGAGGAUUGCCUGACUGGCCAUUCCCCGAAAUGUUUCUCAGGCCUGAUCUGAUAAAAUGCGUUUUGUGCGGUGAAAGGCUCUGCCUUCUUGCACAGGUAUAUGCUCCUAUUAAAUUGCCAAAAUUGAAUGUUGACGAAAGAGUCAUCUAUGUCUUUGGCUGUUUGACGAAAAAAUGCGGGAGUAGCCCUAAAUGCUGGCGAGCACUUCGCAUGCGAAAGUGCAAUAGCGAGAAGACUCUCAAUGGCAUCUGUGAAGAUUCCAAACCUUCUGCAAACUGCAAUGGGGAUGAGAAAAACAUGGUUAGGGGUAACGAUGGAAGUGUUGAGAAGAACUUGGUGAGUGGCGAUGAAGAAAGUGUUGAGGAGGAAUAUGAUGAUUUAUACUUUGAUGAAUUGGCUCGGGAACUUUCUGAAGCUUGCUCACAAGCUUCUCGGUCCAAGAAACCAAAUGGCUCCUUGAUUUUAGGAUCUAAUAAGACGAGUAUGAGAUCUGAGUCAACACUAAAUGGCAUAAACUCAAGCAUACCAGUGGUUCCUUGCUUUUAUAUAUAUACUCAGGAAGAUCGAUCCGUUGGUGAAGUUGCUGCUGUUUGUGCCAAUUAUGCCAAACUUUCUGUUAAACAAGAAGAUGAUUCUAAUAAUGAUAAAGAUGAUGAAGUUUGGGAAGGAGAGGGAUAUGAAUAUGAUAAGGCUUUGGGUGCUGAUAGAACUUUUUUGAAGUUCAAGAAACGGAUGGAUGCAUAUCCGGAGCAAUGUUUUAGGUAUUCAUAUGGUGGCAAGCCGCUUUUGGUUAAAACUGAUUUGGAGGAACCCAACCCCUGCAAUCUCUGUGGAUCACCACGGCAAUAUGAAAUGCAAUUGAUGCCCUCUUUGUUGUAUUUUCUUCAUGAAGCAGCUGAUGGUUCGUUAACUUGUAUGCCAGAUGAAUGGAAUUGGAUGACCAUGCUUGUGUACACCUGUUCUAGUAACUGCUGUCCCCAUUCGUGCGCAGAAGAGCCGGGCAACUGUUGCUGGGCUGUGGCUGAAGAGGUAAUCAUAAUCCAGGAUGAUUAGUUUUCUUAACAUUGUAAGUUUCUUAACAGCUAAGUUGCAGUUUACUAAGAAAUUAGUGGCAGCUUCUCUCCGUUUUAUGGGUCUGUUUGGGGGCAAUUGUAGCUUGUCCUGAUUGCUUAUCCUUAUAAGCUACUGAUCAACAGCUAAUUCAAAUAAGCUGGCUGGCUAUUUGUUUGUGCAUUUGGAAAUCAUUUGAUUUGCAGCUGCUCCUGGAUAAAUGAUCAUUCUGCUCCUGAUCUGGAUAAACUGUCUAGUUGUUUGCUUUGUGAGUUUGAAAAACUGUUGAUUUGCAGUUGUUUCUUGAUAAUGAUCAUUCUGUCACUGUGCAGUUGUGUUGUUUGCAACAAAAUUGUUAUGACUAUAUAUUUGAUAGUUUAUAACCCAAAAUACAUUUCAUAGCAUACGGUGACUUCUUCAAGUGGGCAGACAGUCCGACUGAUUCCACUACCGAUAGUGAUCGGGAUCCGAUGACAUCCCUACAGGACAACAUUGCUCAUGACAUGCUAUAUUAGUUGGGUUUUAAACUAUCAAAUGUAUAACCAUAAUCAUUCUGUUGCAAAUAGCACGACUGCAAAAUGACAAAAUGGUCAUUUAUC